CGCCCCGCCUUAGCUCCCGCGCUAGAGAGAAACAUGUAUCGUUUCCGAUCACAGCUCUUCACGGGGAUUUCUGCUGCCGCCACCGCCCAUUUUUACCCCCGCCGCUUCUCGCCUCUGUUGUUAGCCGAAGACUCGCCUCUCAGCCGCCCGCCUCACAGACGUACGAGUAGAAAGUGCAGCUCCAUCGGCUGAUCCUCGCUAAACUCCGAGUUUAGACGGCACCGGGCGUCCCACGAUGCCGAAGAAUAAGAAGCGGAACACUCCCCACCGCGGUGGCAGUGGCGGCGGCGGCUCAGGGGCAGCUGCAGCAACGGCAGGUGGCCAGCAUCGAAAUGUUCAACCUUUUAGUGAUGAGGAUGCAUCAAUUGAAACAAUGAGCCAUUGCAGUGGUUACAGUGAUCCUUCCAGUUUUGCUGAAGAUGGGCCAGAAGUCCUUGAUGAGGAAGGAACUCAGGAAGACUUAGAGUACAAGUUAAAGGGAUUAAUUGACCUGACCCUGGAUAAGAGUGUGAAGACAAGGCAGGCAGCUCUUGAAGGUAUUAAAAAUGUACUGGCUUCAAAAAUGUUUUAUGAAUUUAUUCUGGAAAGAAGAAUGACUUUAACUGAUAGCAUUGAACGCUGUCUAAAAAAAGGGAAGAACGACGAGCAGCGGGCAGCUGCAGCGCUUGCUUCUGUUCUUUGUAUUCAGUUAGGCCCUGGAAUUGAAAGUGAAGAGAUUUUAAAAACUCUUGGACCAGUCCUAAAGAAAAUAAUUUGUGAUGGGACAGCUAGUAUCCAGGCUAGGCAAGCUUGUGCAACUUCCUUUGGUGUUUGCAGUUUUAUUGCCACAGAUGAUAUUACUGAGCUGUAUUCAACUCUGGAAUGUUUGGAAAAUAUCUUCACCAAGUCCUAUCUCAAGGAGAAAGACAGUAAUGUUAUUUGCAGCACCCCAAACACAGUGCUUCAUAUCAGCUCACUUCUCGCAUGGACAUUAUUACUGACUAUAUGCCCAAUCAGUGAAGUAAAGAAAAAGCUGGAGAUGCAUUUCCAUAAACUUCCAAGCCUCCUUUCUUGUGAUGAUGUAAACAUGAGAAUAGCUGCUGGCGAAUCUUUGGCACUUCUUUUUGAAUUGGCCAGAGGAAUGGAGAGUGACUUUUUUUAUGAAGACAUGGAGUCUUUGACACAGAUGCUUAGAGCUUUGGCUACAGAUGGAAAUAAACACCGGGCCAAAGUGGACAAGAGAAAGCAGCGGUCUGUUUUCAGAGAUGUCCUGAGGGCAGUAGAGGAACGGGAUUUUCCAACAGAAACUGUUAAAUUUGGUCCUGAACGCAUGUAUAUUGAUAGCUGGGUCAAGAAACACACCUAUGACACCUUUAAGGAGGUUCUUGGAUCAGGAAUGCAAUACCACUUGCAGUCAAAUGAAUUCCUUCGCAAUGUAUUUGAACUUGGACCCCCAGUGCUGCUUGAUGCUGCAACACUUAAAACAAUGAAGAUUUCUCGUUUUGAAAGGCAUUUAUAUAAUUCUGCAGCUUUCAAAGCUCGAACAAAAGCACGAAGCAAAUGUCGAGAUAAGAGAACAGAUGUUGGAGAAUUCUUCUAGAUUUCUAGCACUUGCCAAAUAUU
This is a messenger RNA of Urocitellus parryii (Arctic ground squirrel), 1602 nucleotides long. It is a transcript of the gene Ifrd1, whose product is annotated as interferon related developmental regulator 1. NCBI's taxonomy places the organism in Eukaryota, Metazoa, Chordata, Mammalia, Rodentia, Sciuridae. The record is from RefSeq and is a predicted model, not a curated record. Gene Ontology annotation, cellular component: nucleus.